AAACCUAAAAAUAGAUAACACAACAAAAAUGCAGCCGGAAAAAUAAAAACUACUAUGGUAUUAUUAGCAUGUAAACGAUUUUAAGAAUAUAUUAAUACAUCAUAUUUAAUAAUCUAUUAAUUUACAAAUAUUAUAAACCUAAUGGAUUUAGAUUAUCUCCGGCGCACGCUUUCUUUAGAAGAUUUGCAUAUAUCAAUAAAUCAUUUAAAAAAAAACAAAAUAAUCGUUUUACUAUAUUCUAUUAAUUUCCUAAAUGUUUGUCUCUAAAAUACAUUGUAUAUAUAAAUAUACAUUAUUACACAAUGCUGUUGAUGUGAAGGGCGUGUAUGAACAGAACAGAACAGAGCUUCUUUGUCAAGUUGUGAACAAGACUCUAAACUGUUUGUCCCUUCAAAGCAAGAUCCGAAAGAUCAACGACCACCAUCAUCGUCACAAAAAAAAAAUGUUUGAUCCUUCUUCGAAAUCGUUCAAUACCCAUUUGAUAUUCCCCAGAGCCUUCGAUGAUCAUCCAGAUUCAGGCGUCUGCUCGCCUCCUCUGUGGAGAACCAGCCCACCCAAGAGCCCUCAAGCCAAUCACCAGAACCUCUCUCCUGUUUCCAAGGCUCAGGUCAUCGCUCGUGGUCAACGAGAGCUCAUGGAGAUGGUUAGCAAGAUGCCCGAGUCGUGCUACGAGCUCUCCUUGAAGGAUCUCGUUGAGGUGAACACAGAGGAAGAGGAGAAAGAUCGGAAAGUGUUCGAUGAAAUGCCUCAGAGGAGAAAGAUGCAGAGUAAAGUCGUGAGGAAGUCAAAGAGCGAUAGAUGGGUGGAUCCGGUAAGAAACAGGGGAGUGAAUAACAGUGGGUUUCUUCUGAAUUUAGGGUUUCCUGUUAGCUUGGGCGCCAAGAAAAAGACCAAGAAGAAGGAUGAUGAUGAUGGUUCUGUGACAAGCAGAGGCUCUUGGGUUUCUCCCAGGCCUUCCAUCUCAGAGGAUAAAGAUUGGUGGAAGUCAGAAUCGAGUAGGAGUCAGAGAGAAGUCUCGAGGAUCAACAGUGGUGGCUCAAAGAGCAGUGUUGGUAGUAGUAGCAGAAGCAAUAGCGAUCGAAGCAGAAGCAAUAGGGAUCGAAGCAGAAGCAGUCUAAGGGAUAAAAACAAAGGAUGCUUAUCUUUCCUCUGGAAUGUAAAUCUACGAGAUUGAAACGAAAUGUUCUUCGUUGGUUUAUACACUUCUUUGACCAAGAAGAUUACUGAUUGCUUUAACCUGAGCUGGAUUUAGUGCGUUCUGUAAAUCCAUGGACGAAGGAAUCCAGGAAUGAUGAAGAUGGAAGCAGAGGACAUGACAUCUUCUUCAUUGUACAACCAAAGAUUAUAUCCCUUUCUACUUCUUGUAGUUCUUUAUAUAAUUUUGAGUUUAUUUGUAAUGUAUUUAUAGAGCAUAUGAUGAUGAUCUUAUUAUAUAUAGAUAUUUACUAGCUUUUGCUAAACGGAUAAAAUAAAUAUAUCAAUUUACUCUAAGCUUUUGCCAAACGGAUAAAAAUAAAUAUAUAUCAAAACCUUACGGUUUUGCUUUUGGUAUAAAACUAAAUCAAUGUCAAUAAUCUUUGCCUUCGCUUCAAGUUCAAGAAGAGUGAAGUUUUUUCUUUUUUUGUGUUUAUGCUCUUGUUGGUUGAUGAUAGAGGUUGGUGAUUGGUGGGUUCUUCUUUGUGGACUUGUGUAAAACAGUUUUGGCAUGGACAAAAAAUCCGAGAUCCAAACCGGAAAACAAUUCGUAAUCGAUCUGAGCUGUAAAAAAUCUGAAUAGAUCCUGUAUGGUGUGGUAUAAAUUAUAAAAUAUAUAGAAUCUGUAGUUAAAAUAUGAGCAAAUGAUUCUAAUAGAUAGUUAAAAUACUAAAUUUCAUGUUUGGAACCAAGAUGGAUACAUAGUCCAAACUCCAAGUAUUAUUAAUCGAACUCAACCUCAAACAAAUAAAACCCGAAUGAGGCUUAAAAGACAGAACUUGAAAAACCUUGAACCAAACACGUUUCGUUUUAUGUUUUUUUAUUGCGGUUCGGAAACGCGAUUUGGGAUUUGAUUGUGUUACAUCCGAAAGUGUCUUACGUUGGAGUGUUUAGGAUUAGGAAAAUUACUAUUUAUAUGAUAAGUAUAUAUUCUUAAAGUAAAAAGAAAUUGGGUUUUGAGGUACUAAAAUGUAAAAUUAUUCAUGCACAUAAUAAUAUAUAAACCCUAAACGGAUAUUUAUCUCAAUGGUUUUUGUUUUGUUUGCUUUUUUCGAGUUUGAUUCGCGUUUGUUCAUGACAUAUUGAUAUAAGAUAUUAUAAAAUGGCAAAUGAUGCGGCAGCAUGGGCAGAAAGAGCUACAAAUGAUAUGUUGACUGAUCCAGACUGGGAUAGUAACAUUGAACUAUGUGAUAUCAACAUGAAUCCUAGGUUUUAGAAAAAUCCUACUAGUCACGAUUGUCUCGCUAGUUUCAGUUUUUUUUUAUGGGUGGAAGUGUUAAUAAUAAAUUUGACUUUGUUCACUUCCUUUAGUCAAGCAAAAGAAGCAAUGAUGGUGCUGAAGAAGCAGUUAGGAAAUACAAACCCUAAAGUCCAGAUUCUUGCACUUCAUGUAAGUAUUCUUGGAUUGAAUUAUUUGUUUUGGGUUCAUGUAUGUGUUGACCUCAUUUUUUUGGAUGAUACUUGCUGCAGGCGUUGGAGUCUUUAAGUAAGAAUUGUGGCGAGAACGUGUACCAGCUUAUCGUUGACUAUGAUAUUUUGAUUGACAUGGUCAAAAUAGUGAAGGAAAAGGUUUUUCUCUUUCUGUUUCUUGCGCUAUACUUCAACUGCCUUUAAUAUCUAUGGUAACUUGGGAUGUAAGUUUCCAAAUUAUAAUAAUGCAGCCUGACCUAAAUGUGAGGGAGAAGGUACUAAGUUUGCUAGACAUGUGGCAAGAAGCUUUUGGUGGACGUGGUGGUCAAUACUCACAAUACUACAAUGCGUAUAAUGAACUAAGGGUAUGUUAUCUUUUUACAUGAUUUAUGACAAUUUAUUUUGCAAUAAGUUUGUUGACAAAUACAUGGUUUAGUAUGCUGGAAUUGAGUUUCCACCUCGAACGCAAAGUAGUCCACCGUUGUUGCCUCCACCUCAGACUCAGCCCGUUCCAUCAGAAGAAGAUGUUGCUAUUCAAGCGUUGCUGCUAGGAGAUGAUGUUUCUAGCCUCAGGUACUCUCUUCUAAGUUGAUCAUGUUCUGUAUCGAUUGGGUUUUGUAAGGGUGAAAUGUUGUUUAUUUAUGUUUUAUUCGUUAAAAGCAUGGAAGAGAUUCUAAGGGCUGAGGGAUGCUUGGAGCACUUGAUCCCGGUAAGCCCGAGGUAAGGAUUUGGUUGUUCUGUUCAUGCAAGGAACUGAUUCUUGUCUUCCAUGUAAUGAAGAUUAAGGGUUUGUAUCUUCUUGAUGUUGUUAGGGUUUGAAAGUAGAUUUCAUAGUUGACUUAGUUGAGCAGUGUCGUACUUAUCAAAGACGUGUAAUGACUCUUGUGAACACUACAACGUGAGAUUUCUUGCUUCGUUCCCUGCUGUGAUGAUGGGUUUUAGUAAACAGUUUUCGUUUUCUUUUCUCCAGAGACGAGGAGCUUAUGUGCCAGGGACUGGCACUGAACGAUAAUUUGCAAUGUGUUCUACAGCAUCACGAUGAUAGGGGCUCUAGAGGCAGCAUGACAACUCCUCCAGUUCAGCUAGUCAACAACAAUCAUGAUGAUGACAGUGACGAAUCAGAUGAUUACUUUCAGCUUUCUCACAGGUAAGAGUAGUGUUCCUAUUUGGAGAGAGAUGAUCUCUUGACACUAAUUUAAAAAACGAUCUUUUAACUUUGCGAAUUAAUUUACUCUCUACAAGGUCUAAUAGAAACCUCGAUGCUUCCUCCUCCACCACCACCACCUAUGAGACCAGUACAUGAGACUGAUUCAUUCAAGCAUGGUGGAUGAUGUCUAUAAACCCCAAGGCUCCUUACAAGGAAUAAAGCGUCCUCGUCCUCCUGCUGCUUUAGAUUAAAUUAUUGUGUCUCUAUUUUGUAAUCCUUUAUUAUACCUCAUUUUUCACCUUUCACUUCACAUACAAGUUCUUAUUUUGAGUGUCAAUUUUAACUUAUUUUAUUAUUCUACAUAGUGGUUGCUUAUCUUCAACAUGAACAUAUCACAUAUGAUAAUCAUAAUUCAUCAAAUCAAUUGUGACAUCUGUUAUUAGUUUAGAUAAUGAUAUAUCUUAAAUUAGUAAUAAAAAAUUAAAACAUUUAUUUUUAUCAAAUUGAUAUUGAAACGUUUGCAAUGUGUUACAGUUAUUCUGCAAAAUAAAAUCAUUAGUAAAUAGUCUUUAAGAUCAUACUCUUACCCUCGUUCUCUAUCGAUGAAAUGAUCGAAAAUCAACAUUUCUUAUGCAUAAUUUGGUUUCAUGGGAAAUAUUCAUUUACUUCUUGAGGAUUGUUCUCUUUUGAUCGAACUGACAUGCUGUGUCAAUGAUCUACCAACCACCACCAUCUCAACUACUUCUCGCCCAUACUCUUAAUAACUAUCUCUUUGGUACGAAUUGAACAUGUUGUGUCGAUGAUCUACCCCAGGCCAUCACCCGUUGUUGUUUUCACCUAUUGUUUUAAUAAUUGUCUCUAGUUUCAUAGAGUCAGUCUUAUCAUUUAUUGUCUAAGUUUUUCAGAAUAUCACAGUUUUUUUUCUUUACCUAUACAAAUAUAGUAAAUCUUUACCCUUUAAGAAACUAGUUAACACUGAUUUAAAGACAGUUCAAAUUAAUUAAACUUAUCUUCCAGAAAUCUCAACUUAUUUUGUUUAAGUACUUAAACUGUAAGAAGCACAAAAUCUGUAGAAAACAUACUAAUAUGAAAGUUCAAAACUUACAACCAUAAACAGUAUGGGUAAGGAAAUUAAGAAAAAGACCAUACGGCAGUACCAAAGUGAUGGGUUCUAGUAACUAUUAUAUCCAAUCCCGUUAGCCUAUGUAUUAGGAUUUCUUACAAGAGUGAUGUCUUAUAAAUAUUCUGUGUAAUGUGAAUGAUGAGACUAACUUUGGCUGCGUUUUAGCAGUCUCUCUUUCUCAUAUUUACAAUCAAUAACUCUUGAAAUCUACAGCUUCUUUGCUUUCUUGUAUUUUGCAUAAUUAAGCUCUAUCAUGAGCUAUAUAUUUCUAGUUUAAUAAACUCAUUUGAGCAUACAUCUGUCUUGUAAUGAAACUCCUUCAGUAACUCCCCAUGCAUGCGCAUUUGUAUAUAAUUGCAUCAAUACUACUGCAUGCUACUGGUGAAUCCGGGUAUUCCUGCAAAUAUCUAAAGGGGUUUGAAGGGAAUCUCUACCUUCAAUACGGCUGCAAAGACAUCGAUGAAUGCAAAAAUGAGUUUUCGUUCUUGUGGGAAGCAUAAACCUGUAAGAACGUUAUUGGAUCUUUCCGGUGCAAGAAAAAGUAACAGAGUGGAAGACAAUCAUUCUUGGUAAGUUCUUACAGGUUUGGUGCUUCCCACAAGAACGAAAACUCAUUUGGAGCUCAAACUCAAGCUCUGGAAACCAGCCAAAGUAAGAGAAGGGUGGAAUUCUUCUUAGUACAAAGACCUCUAGACUCUGGUGUACAAUCAUCGAAUGCAUCUGCCAAGAUCUUCAAUGAGAAAGAGAUCAAUUUAGAAUAUGAUUAUGGAACAAUGCCCGUUUUGAGCUUAAGCACAAAAGUAUGGAUUUAGGAACCGUAACUAUAGUGACAAAAAAAAAAAAAAAAAAAA
Molecule: messenger RNA, 5725 nt
Organism: Brassica rapa (field mustard)
Lineage: Eukaryota; Viridiplantae; Streptophyta; Magnoliopsida; Brassicales; Brassicaceae
Source: RefSeq, a predicted model, not a curated record